Messenger RNA from Porites lobata, 1725 nucleotides. Lineage: Eukaryota; Metazoa; Cnidaria; Anthozoa; Scleractinia; Poritidae. The record is from the annotation of a GenBank genome assembly.
AUGAGGUUUGUUAAUUGUGCUCAUAGCGAGGACCAACAGAAUCUGGUUUCAUUCCAGCAAGGUGGAGAAAUUUACUACCGCACCUGUAAAGCUAUCGACAGUGGUAGUGAGCUGCUUGUUUGGUUUGAUGACUUCUUCUAUACAAAGAAUAGUUCAACCCAGGCGUUUCACAGCUCAUCUUGUGAAGGUGAGCGACUGUAGAAGGCCUAAAUGUAAUAAACGGUCCUAAAUGUAAUAACAUUUUGUCCUAAAUGUAAUAAAGUCCUAAAUGGAAUAACAAUUUGCCCUAAAUGUAAUAAACUCUUACAAAAAUACUGUUACUUUGCCGUUUACAUACAAUUUAUUUGUAAACGUUAAGUUUCACAGUGCAUAAGGAAAUGUACCGACUUUACGCGAAUUAGCGCCGCAGCGCUUAUUAACUUUUUCUCUAAAAAUGCGGCGCUUAUUUGAGAACGGAGCUUAAUACCAUAGCAAUACCGCUUAAUACCGUAUUUACUUGAAUAAGCGCCGCGGCGCUAAUUAACCCCAUCCUCCAAAUGCGGCGCUUAUUUGAGGACAGGGCUUAUUCGAGUAAUUACUGUCAAUGGCAGCUUAAGAGUUUAUUACAUUUAGGGCAAAUUGUUAUUACAUUUAGAACUUUAUUGCAUUUAGGACAAAAUGUUAUUACAUUUAGGACUUUAUUACAUUUAGGACCGUUUAUUACAUUUAGGCCUUCUACAAGCGACUUAUAGUUAUAACUUUUGCACUCAAGAGCCUCAACAGAAAGGAAAUGGAAACUUUGAUUUCGUAAACAUAAGCGAAAUAACUAAUUUAUUUCCACGAAACCUAAUCAUAGCUUAAUCGAAAAUUGUGUUUGUCUUUUCUUCAGGGCGGAAUCAUUUUGUUUGCAAGAACUGUAACCUGGCAUUCCUUGGACCAUCGUAUCUCCACCGCCAUAAAGAACAUAGGUGUCCUAUGCUGAGUGAAAGUAGCCCCUUGCAAACGGAAGACAAUACACAUGUGGAAUCAAUAGCGGAUAACAAAGCGCGAGCCUCUGAGAGAAGUGUAAACACCGAAACAACCUUUGCAGCUUCUUCAUCGAAGGAAUACCAGUGUAGUCAGUGUGACAUAAGUUUUAAGACAUCGAAGCUGCUACUUAAACACUAUCGUCUCCAUACAGAUGACUUUCCUUACAAGUGUUGGACAUGUGGUGAGGGUUUUAGGGACAAAUAUUCUAAACUUAAACACACCGAGAAACACAAAGGAAAGUUGAAAUGUUACGAUUGCGGAAAGAGGUACAGUCACAAGUCAGCUUUUCAAGCUCAUGUAUGUCAUGGCGGUGAGAGCAGGGGACACAAAGCGUUUAAAUGCGGACUGUGUGAAAAGACUUUCAAAAAUAAAGACUGUCUUCAAAAUCACAUGCCUACGCAUUCAGAAGUGCCUCAGUUUAGUUGCGAACUUUGCGAUAAGCAGUAUACUCAUAGAUCGGCCCUGUAUAGGCACAAGCGAAUUCAUACCUUGAAUGACGAGACUUCUCAUAGAUUGACUGAUCCUGACAUUACUCGUUGUAUUGUUUGCCAAAAAGUGUUUGGUGAUGUGAAUUCUCUUAAGGUACAUCAAAGAACUCACUCUGGAGAAAGACCUUUCAAUUGUACCGCAGCGUGGAAAAUGCUUUGCGCAAGGUUCAACUCUUGUUGGGCAUUUACGAACGCACGCGGACCAUCCUCACAAACCAUUCAAGUGUAG